Aedes aegypti (yellow fever mosquito) is the source of this 3752-nucleotide messenger RNA. It is a transcript of the gene Ctl2, whose product is annotated as CTL-like protein 2. Gene Ontology annotation, molecular function: transmembrane transporter activity. NCBI's taxonomy places the organism in Eukaryota, Metazoa, Arthropoda, Insecta, Diptera, Culicidae. The coding region runs from base 799 to 3054 and encodes 751 amino acids. Gene Ontology annotation, biological process: transmembrane transport. Gene Ontology annotation, cellular component: membrane. The transcript is spliced from 10 exons. The record is from RefSeq and is a predicted model, not a curated record.
UUCCAUUCCAUUCGUUUGCAUCCACUCGGGUCGCGUGGUUGUGUCCAAUUCGGGUCGACGAAGACUACGGCGCCUACCACUCAUCAUCCCAGUGCGGUUCACGGUCGAUUCCGGAUCUCUGUUCGUGUCCGGGUGAAGUGCGGGGGUGCCCGACUAGUUCCGAGAGUUUGCAUACAAAGCGUAGCAUAUACGAGUUUGUAAAUUGUGUUUUCGGUAGGCAGGUCAGCACUAGAGGUCCACACUAGAGUGUUACGACUCUGCCGAAAUUAAGUGGUUGAAAUUGACGAUGAAGGCUGUGUUUUUAGGUGUGACGUGCAGUGUGUCGUGAAUUUGUGACGGAAGUCGUAAAAGUGAAGUUAUUUUCAGCAAAGUGUCAUUCUUGGAAGUACAGCUUCUAUCCAGCUCUAUACGCGCGUAGAUCUUCGUGAAGAAACGUUUUGUGUUUUCAGUAAACCACAACACCAGACCAAGCCUGGCGAGAUUCGCGACACGGCGUGUAUUGUUGUAGCCGAAUCGGGAACACAAAGAGAGGUCGGGGAACUGGAGUAUCCGUUAUUGUGCGGAACGGGAACUGACGCUUUCAUCUCCGGCCUUGUCGGGGAAAGAGCACACCUUCCCCGGGAGAGAAAGAAAGAGUUUCGAACAAAGUGCGCGCCAAGGCGAAGGUGGUUGUCCUCCAGCAUCCGAGACAUCAAAGUCAGCUGUUUGCGGCGGAGAGGGCAAAUCAAUCGUAGUAAGCGGCCAACGGGAGAUACGAGACGGGCCUUGGCAAAACCUAUGCCACAGAAGGAGUAGACUAUGGCCAGGCAUGACGGCGGUGGUGAUGCUUAUGGUCAACCACUAAAAUAUGAUCCUGAAUUCAAGGGUCCUCUAUCCAAACGAUCAUGCACGGACAUUCCAUGUCUCUUCCUGUUCGUCGCCUUCCUAGCUGGCUGGGGAGCGGUGGCCUACUACGCACUUCGCCACGGCGACUUGGAUCGCUUACUAGUCCCGACCGACUCGAACGGUCUCAAAUGUGGCGUGGAUAGUGAAGUUCAGAAAGAGCCCUAUUUAGUGUUCUUCGACAUUAGCGAGUGUGCCAAAUAUGACGUUCCACUGUACGGAUGCAAGACCCCGCAGGUUUGCGUCAAAGAAUGUCCCACCGAAGAUUUCACGUUCGUUUCGAACACUUGCAAUCCGACCACCGUCGCCGACAUCCGAUCGAAGCUGAUCUGCGAUCACAGCGUCCAGAAAAAUCAACUCAAUUGCAACGACAUCCAAUCUCUUAUCGAUCGAAGACGCUGUGCUAGGUAUUAUCUGAAGAGCGUUCCAUUCGCAAAGCGAUGCAUCUCGGACCUUCCGGAAACCGAAUGUCCGUACAUUCCACCAAUGGUACUGCCUCAGUACCAACUAUCCUCGUUCCCCAAAGAGUCCUCUCGAUCCGGUAAACAACUGUCGGCCGAGAUGCGGGACUGCGCUAGUCAACGAAGGCGUGGCCGUCAACUGCUGGUCGAUCGCGUGAACAAACUGCAGUCCUACUUUGCACGUUACGUCGAUAACUUGCUGUCGCACGUUACCAACGAUACCGUCGUCCAUCAGACCGGUCAGAUGGUCGCCGAAGACAUCCUGCAAUCGUGGCGUAUGGUGAUCGUGUUCCUCGUGGUGUCCCUCUUCGCCAGUCUGAUCUUCAUCACGAUGCUCCGCUGGAUCGCCAAGCCGAUGGUGUGGUUCUCGAUCCUUGGCGUCAUCGUUGCUCUGUGUUAUGGCGUAUACUACAGCUAUGAGCAGUAUCAAUACAUCAGUCAGCAUCCGGUCGAAAGCCACGUCAACGUUUCGCCCAAUCUGAGCUCGCUGGUCAACUCAUGGUUCAAGUCCGAUCGCACCUGGCUGUGGAUCUUGAUCAUCCUGUCGAUCGUCCUGGUGGUUUUGCUGCUGGUUGUUCUAGUCCUUCGGAAGCGGAUCGUGAUCGCAAUCGCAUUGGUUAAGGAGGGAAGCAAGGCGGUCAGUGCAAUCUUCUCGACCGUAUUCUUCCCGAUCAUUCCGUGGGCGUUGCACAUCCUGGUGAUCGCGUUUUCGGUUGUGGUCGGGCUAUACCUGGCCUCGAUCGGGGAGCCAAUCCACCGGGUGUACGGUUUGAACACUUCGACGUCCUGCGUGUGCGACAAUGGUUACCGCGAUGGAGAUAUCUGCGAUCCAACGGUGUUCAACGAUCACUGCCGGAACAGUGUGAUUCGGGCGCCGGACGCUCGCUGCACGGAUGCCGCUUGUCACUUCCAGGAGAUCAACAGUCCCAAGGAGGUUGGGUAUUUCCAUGCCGUCAACGUGGUAGGGUUCUUCUGGGGGAUCUGUUUCGUGUCCGCUUUUGGCGAUAUGGUACUGGCAUUCACCUUUGCCACCUGGUAUUGGACAUUCCGCAAGAAGGAGUUGCGGUUCUUCGUGCUAACAACAGGGUUUCUACGCACGGUUCGCUAUCACAUGGGAACGCUGGCGUUCGGUUCGCUGAUCAUUGCCAUCUGUAAGAUCAUUCGAGCCUGCUUGGAGUACGUCGAUCACAAGCUGCGCAAGUACGACAACGGAGUGGUGAAGGCGGUGCUGUGCGUGUGCAAAUGCUGCUUCUGGUGUUUGGAGAGUUUCCUCAAGUUCUUGAACACCAACGCGUACAUCAUGUGUGCGAUCCACGGGAAGAACUUCUGCUCCAGUGCCAAGGAUGCGUUCAGUCUGCUGGCAAGAAACAUUCUCAGGGUCAUCGCGCUGGAUAAGGUUACCGGGUUUUUGUUCUUCCUGUCCAAGCUUCUGAUCGCCUGCGGAAUGGCAGCUGUGACUUACACGUUCUUCGACAGUGGACCAACAAAGCCUCUGCACUAUCCGUUUGUACCGGCGAUUUUGGUUUUUGUUGGAACGUACGUAAUCGCAUCGGUGUUCUUCAGCGUGUAUUCGGUUGCGGUGGAUACGCUGUUCCUGUGCUUCUUGGAAGACUGCGAGCGGAACGAUGGCAGCCAGGAGAAGCCCUACUACAUGUCCAAGAGCUUGAUGAAGAUUCUGGGCAAGAAGCAAAAAUUCGAUACAACGCGUUGAUCGGAUCAGCAGUAAACAUACAAACCAGCCAAAUGCCGAACAAACACACUGGAUGUUAGUACGUAGCAAUCAUAUAUACUUGUAAGUGAUAAGACCAAAGUGAAUUUUCUAAACCCCCAUACCCAAUACAAAACGAAUGGUGCAAUCGAGAGAGUUAGUUAACGUGGAAUUUGUUAGUUGAUCGAUGAGCGAGAGGAUCCCUUUACAGAGGAAAAAGACUUAUCCAGACAUUUUGUAUUAAUCAUCUGAGUCGAGUUUUGAAUGUAUCUAAUCAUUAAUCACCCAGUUUGUAGAUGUUUGGCGAGUUUCCCUCGCCUCGAAGAUCGAAGUUGCCCUAAACUUCGCAAUCAAAGACACGUAAAGUUAGGGAUACGUAUUUUUUAUAUAAAUUUAUUUAUAUGAAUCAAUGUAGUUGUUAAGCGGAACGCUUAGAAAAAGGAUGCUAAUGUGUUGCUGGAGCAGUGAAAUGUGAUAGUAAGAGAAAGGAUUACUAAUAUAUGUUGAAGUGAAGUAAUGGAUAUACCUCUGUGCAAAUGAGUAUUUUAAAAAGAGAAACUGAAGUCACACUUAUUCAUUUUAAAAACAAUCACUAAUUGUAGAGACUCUGUCGUUCAAAUGAAGCAGAGCAUAAAAAACGGUAAUUUCAACUUUUAGAUAUGGACACAUGAAAGAUCUUAUAAACAAAGAAUCAAACAGCA